AUGACAGAGAGAGAUAGGAGAACAGAGGAGAGGGGAGCAACAGAAGACACAGAGAACAAGGGGAAGAGUAGAGGAGAGAGACAGAGACAGGGAGAUAGAGAACAGAGAGAGGGGGAGGAACAGGGAGAUAGAGAACAGGGGGGGGUAGAGGAGAGAGACAGAGACAGAGAGCGGGUGAUAGAGAACAGAGGGAGGGGAGAGAGAUGGAAAACAGAGAGAGAGAGGGGGGAGAGGGGGACAAACAACAGGGGAAGGAGAGGAGAAAGACACAGAGAGAGCGAGAGGGAGAUAGAGAACAGAGGGCGAGAGAAGAGAGACACAGAGAAAUGGGGAGAUAUAAAGAGGGAGGUGUAUUUCUGUUUGAAUAUUUCUUGA
Messenger RNA from Haliotis rubra (blacklip abalone), 375 nucleotides. RefSeq names its product octapeptide-repeat protein T2-like. The transcript has a single exon. The record is from RefSeq and is a predicted model, not a curated record. NCBI's taxonomy places the organism in Eukaryota, Metazoa, Mollusca, Gastropoda, Lepetellida, Haliotidae. Bases 1 to 375 code for a protein of 124 amino acids.